AUGUCGAACGACAACUCAAGCAACGGACAAUCCCACGAGCGUCGUGGCUCUGUCACCUCUGCUGCCUUCUCCAACCUAUUCCACCGUAGUAACUCGGUUUCAGCCUCUGGGAAUGGAAGUGGUGGUCGUGAGUCCGUGUCAGCUGCUGCCGCGCGGGAUCAACGUCGACGACUCUCUGUAACCACGCUGGGCCUGUCAGGUUCCUCACCGUCGUCAGCAACCACUCCCUUUGGUAUUCGCCGGGGCAGCAUCUCCACCAACUACUCAGAUUCCAUCGACGAAAAUGCAAUUGAUGACGAUGAGCCGGCUAAGAUGCCAACCACCUCCCCCUUUGCUCGUCGCACAAGCUUUGGUGCUCAGGCCAUGCGCAACAUGCGAACUGGCCAAACAAGUCCCGGUUCUGGUAGGCCAACCCAACGGGCUAGACGAACCUCCUUUGCAGCCCCACGCCCAUCACCACCUUCCAGUACUUCAUCCUUCGCUUCCAGGAGGAUGAGCGUCUCUCAGGCAAGCAACACACUAUCCGCAAGAACAGCUUCUGACAUGCUUUCCGCUCGCUCAGACAACGGUUACAAUUGGACUGAGCAGCUUAGAUCUCGUGCUGAAAGCAGCGUUACCGGCCACCGUCCUGCUUUUGGUCCCACAGCCAUACCUGGCUCGCCCCCGCGUCCUACACCUCAUGACCGUGCCAAGUCAGUCUCUGACAUGCCAACACCGCCGAGACAGCCUGAGGUUAUGAAGUCCAGACAACCCGAGCGGCCAAAGCCAGACUAUAUGCAGGAGCGUAUCCUCAAGGGCGAUUUCUACAUGGAUUGA
Messenger RNA from Xylaria bambusicola, 816 nucleotides. RefSeq lists its product as uncharacterized. The coding region runs from base 1 to 816 and encodes 271 amino acids. The record is from RefSeq and is a predicted model, not a curated record. Lineage: Eukaryota; Fungi; Ascomycota; Sordariomycetes; Xylariales; Xylariaceae. The transcript has a single exon.